Messenger RNA from Paramecium sonneborni, 723 nucleotides. The record is from the annotation of a GenBank genome assembly. NCBI's taxonomy places the organism in Eukaryota, Ciliophora, Oligohymenophorea, Peniculida, Parameciidae.
AUGAAACUUUUAGUUAUUUUUGCUUUAAAUAUAAUGAAAGCUUACCAGCAAUCUGGUGGUGGUGGUGGUGGUGGAGGUGGAGGUGGAGGUGGAAGUGGAGAUUCUGGAUAUUAUAACUUUGACUCUGGAGGUGAUGCAAAUUGUGGAGAUGAUUGUUGGAUUCCUGUUACAGUUAUUUUCUCAACAAUUGUUGUUAUAAUUGUUUUAGUUUAUUGUUAUAGAACAGGUUAUUUAAGGUGUGAUUGCUAUAAAAUUACAAAAACAAAAUAAAGUUUGCUUUAGAAUUUUUUGUAAAAGGAGAAUACUUCUACUAGAGAUGAACUUUUAUAUGGAUUAGAAAUUUUGGGAAAUUGCAAUUGGAAUAUGAGUUAUUUUCAAAAAGCGUGGAAUAAUAUAAAAAUUUUAGAUAAAAAAAUUGAAAUUAAUUAUAAUUAGGAACUAAAUAAAAAUUACAUCGAUAUUAAUUUAUAAGCUCAUGAUUCAUUAGGAGAUUCAAUCUAUAAUGGUCACAUUAAAUAAAUUAAUAGUUUAUGGAAGAUUUUUAUGAUUAAGACUUAUAAAGAUAGGAUACGAUCAUAAUAAUUUGGUGAAUAUGCUAUUUUAAUUUAUGAAGGAUUUGCCAAUUAAAUUACUGAAGGAUUUAAAGGAAGAUGGUAUUUUUAUAAUUCUUAAUAAUCGAAUGGAGAAUGGAGAUGGUUACGCUCUAAAAAUGAUAUAUUAUGA